Messenger RNA from Beauveria bassiana ARSEF 2860, 1905 nucleotides. RefSeq lists its product as uncharacterized. NCBI's taxonomy places the organism in Eukaryota, Fungi, Ascomycota, Sordariomycetes, Hypocreales, Cordycipitaceae. The record is from RefSeq and is a predicted model, not a curated record. The transcript has 2 exons. The coding region runs from base 1 to 1905 and encodes 634 amino acids.
AUGGCGAGACCGCAAAAUCGAAGGCGACAGCGCGCCGACGAGCCCUCGCAGCACGACAAUCCUCCUACGAAGAGUCGAAAGCGACAACGCGUUGACGAGCCUUCGCAAGACGACCAUCAGGAAAAGAAAACCAGGCGGGCAGUUGAACAUCCCAACUCCUGGCAGUAUCCGCCUGAGUUCUGGGAUAGAUUGUCCAAGGUCCCUCUCAUCCACAGCGCCAUAGCAGAACUGGAUAGGCGGACCUGUACUCGACCUUCCUGUCCUCCGCCUUCGACAGCGCAUAUCCGACACCUUACGCCCACUGCCCCUAGCGAGCUUGCUCGAUUUGCGAGACACGGUGGUCCAGACUUGCGAAAUCUUCGAGGGUAUCCUCCCGCGACAAGCAACCGCCAUCCCGUCGGCGCCAUGAGCUCCUCGCGAAGUCGAGCAACUGAGUCCACCAAUCCAACAACUCUGCCAACAACAGGGACGACCACGACCAAGAAGUCGACAACUCCCUAUAACCGUGGCUUCGAACAGCAUUUGACCGACCAUGGAGUUCACCCAAUAUACUCCUCAAUAGAGCCAGACUUGGAGGAGGCCAUGGCGGCAAUUGCUGUGCCGAGGUCGUCACUCUCGCCUUCUAAGUUCUCCGACGGCGCCUUUAAGUCAUUCCGAGAGAGCAACGCCCGAGCGAAAGACGAAGAUGAUGUGAAGGCAGAUGUGAUCCCAAUCAUUAGCGGCCCGAGGCAAGCCAACCAUCUAUUAGCCAGAAAUACCGUGUUUGGCAAUCUCGAGCCGCUUACGGACGGCACUCUAGCGCCAGCAAAUCCAAACAUAUAUUACGGCGGAUAUCCCGGUGAACUUGACCGAUCGAUCCGUGAGGAGCUCGCUGGCCACAUCAUCCCGUCAACAAUGCAGGAUAAACCGAUGGCGCCAAACUUCUUUAUGGAAGUCAAAGGUCCAGAUGGCAGUACAGCUGUGGCAACACGGCAAGCUCGCUACGACGGAGCGAUUGGAUCCCGCGGUAUACACAGUCUGCAGAACUACGGCAGGGAGGAGCCACAAUACGAUGGCCAAGCCUACACCUACAGCUCGACAUAUCACGACGGCUAUCUGAAGUUGUACGCGCACCAUGUCACGGCACCGAUCACACCCGGGGCACGCCCCGAGUACCACAUGACUCAGGCAGGAGCUUAUGCUAUGACCCAUACUCGUAAGACAUUCGUCGAGGGGGCCACCGCGUUCAGAAAUGUCAGGGACUUGGCAAAACGACGCCGUGAUAGCUUCAUCCAAGCUGCGAACGCCAGGGCGCCCCAACCAGGAACAGCGGCCCCGGAAGAUCCCCACGAGGCAUAUGAGGAAGCCUCAAGCCCUCACGAGUUGCAGGGAUCUGUGAAUCCCUCAGACUACGUUUCUUUCAAUUACUUGGAAGACACUAGCGAGGCGAAUUCUAUUCCCCACUAUCUCUACGCGGAGGAAGAUUCACAAGAGCCAAGCCAAGAAUUCGAGGCGGCGGGCUUUGAUAACCCAAGUUUUGCAUCGAGCUUCACAUCAAGCGUUAGCACCGCUAAGCGUCCUAGGCAUUCAGUCAGUCCGCCCUCCAGUACGAGAGGGAGCCAAUCAGCAAAGAGUCAGAAGCUUCCCAAUACAGCUCGACGCACUGCAGAGUCGACCACAUCCACUACAGGAUCUACGCAGCCGGUUUCCAGCGAGUCCCGCUGGGUAGAGACAUAUGCGCGCAACGGAAAGGUCUAUUUCAGGAAUCCAGAGGGCAAGGAAGUCAAAACCGAGAUCAAGGACUGGAUGGAAGAGACAGCAGCAGAUGGAACCCAAUGUUUCUAUUGGCAAAAUCCCAAGUUAGGACAGGCAUUUUGGGCGACUACGUCGCCAAAGGAAGCGAAGAAGAAGGGUCGUGGAUGCUGA